Molecule: messenger RNA, 894 nt
Organism: Pelmatolapia mariae (spotted tilapia)
Lineage: Eukaryota; Metazoa; Chordata; Actinopteri; Cichliformes; Cichlidae
Product: NACHT, LRR and PYD domains-containing protein 12-like
Exons: 4
Coding region: 112-894 (260 amino acids)
Biological process (GO): intracellular signal transduction
Molecular function (GO): protein binding
Source: RefSeq, a predicted model, not a curated record
AGAGGGUUCACUGACCCACAGAAGGAGGAGUACUUCAGGAAGAGAUUCAGAGAUGAGGAGCAGGCCAGCAGGAUCAUCUCCCACAUCAAGACAUCACGAAGCCUCCACAUCAUGUGCCACAUCCCAGUCUUCUGCUGGAUCACUGCUACAGUUCUGGAGGAUGUGCUGGAAACCAGAGAGGGAGGACAGCUGCCCAAGACCCUGACUGACAUGUACAUCCACUUCCUGGUGGUUCAGGCCAAAGUGAAGAAGGUCAAGUAUGAUGGAGGAAAUGAGACAGAUCCACACUGGAGUCCAGAGAGCAGGAAGAUGAUUGAGUCUCUGGGAAAACUGGCUUUUGAUCAGCUGCAGAAAGGAAACCUGAUCUUCUAUGAAUCAGACCUGACAGAGUGUGGCAUCGAUAUCAGAGCAGCCUCAGUGUACUCAGGAGUGUUCACACAGAUCUUUAAAGAGGAGAGAGGACUGUACCAGGACAAGGUGUUCUGCUUCAUCCAUCUGAGUGUUCAGGAGUUUCUGGCUGCUCUUCAUGUCCAUCUGACCUUCAUCAACUCUGGACUCAAUCUGCUGGAAGAACAAACAACCUCAACAUUUUUCAACUCCCAGUCCUCUCGUCUGAAAGAGCUGGACCUGAGUAACAAUGACCUGCAGGAUUCAGGAGUGAAGUUUCUGUGUGCUGCACUGCAGAGUCCACAUUGUAUACUGGAAACUCUCAGAUUGUGGAACUGUGGUUUGUCAGAGAUCAGCUGUCAUUAUCUGGCAGCAGCACUGAAGUCCAACCCCUCCCAUCUGAGAGAGCUGGACCUGAGUAAUGACUCCUGGUUCUCUACUAAGAACAAGCUGCAGGAUUCAGGAGCGAGCUCCACUAACACUUUCUCCUCAGACACUGCCACCUAG